GGAAGUCCAGGCAUGAAUAGACUCACUUGCAUACAGUGCCAGUAGCGCAUUAAUUGUCACAUUAAUUACUUUGUAGGUUCAAAACUUUAUAGUAAACUUAAGAUUAUCUGUGUAAUAUUUCUCAUCCUUAUAGCUUUAAUUACAGCCUGACCAUUUUAACCUGUUAAUUUUAACCUAAAAUUAUUAAUGUGUUCAUUGUGCUUGAAAUUACUCUGCUAUCUCUUAGAUAAGGAGGUCGCUCAUUGACAGAAUCAUUCCAUGUUUCGCUUGCAUAGCUGUGGAAAACAAUGAUUUCUUCUCUCUACGCACCCUCCUAGAGAAGAUGGAUGCAAAUUGUGGAACCUAUGACAAUGUCACGCCGCUUCAUACAGCCUGUGAGUUGGGGAACUUAGAUAUGAUCAAGUUCCUCCUAGCAAAGGGAGCAUCUCCUCAUAAGGUGAACCGUUUUGGACAAUGCCCAUUUUACAUGGCCAUUAAGAACAGGCGUUGUCAUGCUGUCAAACUUCUGCACUUGAAAGAAGUCACUGUUAAUUUGCACCCUGUGAGAAUUGCAGUGGAAAUGAUCCAAGCGGUACAGAACAGAGAUUACCAUUUGCUGCAUGCCUGGGCUCUAUCAGGGGUCGACAUGGACAGUAAAGACUAUGACGGACGCACAGUAAUGCACGAGGCAGUUUAUCUGAGAGACAAGUCCAUGAUCACCAAACUACUGGAAUAUGGAGCCACACCACUGGAGAAAGAUGUGUGGGGACAGACAGCUGUGGAUAAUGCUCAAAAUGAGACUGCAAUCAUGGCUCUUUUUGACCCUCUUUUCACAGUGUGUUGCUCCACUAAAGAGGCUUACCUGCUGUUUAAGGCAAAUCGUGCACAAAGAUGAAAAAAAGUAGUCUUUUUGUCAGCGUCCUUAUUAAUUAUUCUCUAUUUGUGACUUUUUCACACUCUGCUAUUGUUGUGUAUUUGUAGGAGGAAAAUAAAUACACUACUAAUAAAUAAUAUUAAACUAUUAAUAAUACUAAUACAUUUAUAGCCUACUACCAAGUGUGUUAUGCGGUUGGGUUAUGGUGCACA
Labeo rohita (rohu) is the source of this 1065-nucleotide messenger RNA. RefSeq lists its product as uncharacterized. The record is from RefSeq and is a predicted model, not a curated record. NCBI's taxonomy places the organism in Eukaryota, Metazoa, Chordata, Actinopteri, Cypriniformes, Cyprinidae. Bases 323 to 874 code for a protein of 183 amino acids. Gene Ontology annotation, molecular function: protein binding. The transcript is spliced from 5 exons.